AUGUCGAACGGAGACCUUAUUCUUCAAUGCACCUUUGACAAAGAACGUUGCUCAUUGGACGAUUUCAAAGUCACGCAAAACGCCAAAUAUGGCAACUGUUUUACCUUCAACCAUGGUGACGACGGCGUAGUUCGAAACACCACCAAGGUGGGAGCGGAGUACGGUUUAAAACUGACGCUGUCGAUCGAAAUGAAGGAAUACGUGGGACUCUUUGGUCAGGAUCCAGGGGCAAAGGUCACCAUCCAUAGUGUAGGGUCAACGCCGUUUCCUGAAGGCAAUGCCAUCAAUACCAAACCUGAAGAGAGCACUUUCAUCGGUUUGAAACGCAGUUCUGUCAAACGUCAGCCGCAUCCUUACGGAGACUGCACUUCACGUCAGAAAAGAGAUGCACUGUACGGUGGGAGAUACACGUACGAGACAUGUCAACAUUCAUGUCUGCAGGCAGCCUUACUGCGCGAGUGUGGAUGUUCCGACGAGCUGAUAGUCAUCAAUAGCACCUUGUGUAGUGUGCUGAACAAGACACAAGAAUGUUGCCGUCAAGACGUCCGAACACGUCACGAGGACGGCAACCUGUCGUGCAAAUGUCGUCAGUCCUGUCACGAGGAUUCCUACGCGCUUUGGCUGUCAUCAUCCUUAUGGCCGUCCGACAAUUACGUCUGGUACGUGUUGGAGAACAUCCACACCAGAAGCCAGGCUCGGAAUCUGCCGGUCAACCCAGAUGAACUGCGCCAAAAUCUCACGAGAAUUCACGUGUACUUCCGUGACUUGAGCUACGAACUGAUCACUGAAAAUCCAACUUAUACGGAGGAAACGUUGCUCAGUGGCCUCGGUGGACUGUUAGGGCUGUAUGUAGGUCUAUCUGUUAUCACGGUCUUUGAAUUCAUCAAUUUAGUUGUUGAUGUAGUCAAGGUUGCUUGUACCAAACAAUGAAAGACAAGUGCAACAUGGAACCACCUGC
Messenger RNA from Branchiostoma belcheri (Belcher's lancelet), 958 nucleotides. RefSeq names its product degenerin mec-10-like. The transcript has 2 exons. Gene Ontology annotation, biological process: sodium ion transmembrane transport. Lineage: Eukaryota; Metazoa; Chordata; Leptocardii; Amphioxiformes; Branchiostomatidae. The record is from RefSeq and is a predicted model, not a curated record. The coding region runs from base 1 to 930 and encodes 309 amino acids. Gene Ontology annotation, cellular component: membrane. Gene Ontology annotation, molecular function: ligand-gated sodium channel activity.